This is a messenger RNA of Pocillopora meandrina, 15483 nucleotides long. The record is from the annotation of a GenBank genome assembly. Lineage: Eukaryota; Metazoa; Cnidaria; Anthozoa; Scleractinia; Pocilloporidae.
GUUCGUCUGUCAUGGCGGACUCGGAAUACUCGGUAGUAGUACUUACAAAAUCCAUCUGAAUCAUCAACAUUUCGCGUCCAUCCUCAAAAGGAAAGGUGUAAUAUAAGUCAUAAUUAACUGAAGAUUACAUAGAAGUCAUGUAUGACCCAGAAGACGGUAAGAAACUAUUUUUAAUUUGUGGUUAACUUUGUUACUCUUUAAUUUCAAACCAAAACAAACUGGCGUUCACAAAACAUGCCGGUCAUUAGUUAUUAUUGCUGAUUCUUCGUAGAAGUUGGCUAUGGAGAGGAGGAGGGAGAAGAAAUUACUCGAGAUUUAUGGCAGGAAGCUUGCUGGAUUGUCAUUAGCUCGUAUUUUGACGAAAAAGGCCUUGUUCGACAGCAGUUGGAUUCCUUUGACGAGUUUAUCCAGAUGUCUGUGCAAAGAAUUGUCGAAGACUCUCCUGAAAUUGAUCUACAAGCGGAGUCGCUUCACAUGACUGCAGAUACUGAAACUCCAGUAAGUUACAAAAUUAUAACUGAGUUUGUUAAGGAGGCUAUGUCAUGCCGCGAGUUUGCACACUGAGCACAUCCGGUUUGACACUUACAGGUGUCAAUAGGCUGUCUCUCUUGUUGAUCUAAAUCCAAUCAGUCUAAAGUAAAAUAAUUUGCAGCAGUUCCUAGCGAAUGAUGCAAGGAAUAUAUCAAACAAGGAUGCUGCAAGUGGCUUCUAAGAUUCUUACAGCUGGCUAACCCAGCCUUGAAUUAAUAAACAUUCUUCCUUCUUGAGAAGACUUAGGGUAGAGUUGAGUUAGUUUUAGCCUAGAUUCACUUUAGUAAAUGAGCAUCAAAAUUUCCCUUAUAUUUAAAGAUAAUGUUUUUCUUUAUAGCCAAGAUUCUUACUUAAGUUUGAACAAAUUUAUCUGUCAAAACCAACUCACUGGGAAAAAGAUGGUGCUCCAAGUCCUAUGAUGCCAAACGAAGCAAGGCUACGCAAUCUGACGUAAGUAUUGUAGAGUUGUACUUGUCAGAAACCUUUCUAUUCAAGAAUGAGUUUGAUACCAGUGAAGUAUUUGAAUUAAGUUUGUUACAAAAUACUAACAAAAUGUACACUGUGGAGCUUCACUGUACUUUUUGUAGGUUUGCACACCAAUUUUCUUUCUGUGAUGAAGUUGGUUCCUUUCCAAAUUGGUACCUUGUUUACCACCUAGCCAAUUUGAGAAAGACUUGUCUAAAAAUGUUUAGAGUAGAACUGUAUUGUAUUUUUUCAGCCAAAAUAGUAUAGAUUCAUGGGUCCACCAUUGUACUACAUGUACUGGUAAACCGGAACCCUUAUUAGUACUUGUCUUCUAAUCUAAAAUCUUCGUUUAUGUGUGGGCUAUUUGUGAUACAAAAUCAUUUGUGUUGGAAAAGGCCUUUAAAUUUUUUUGUAUACGCUGCAUAAAUUUAUUUAUUUUAUAAGUGAAAAUGUUCAGUGAAAAAGUGAUAAGUCAUAGAAAAAGACCCAUGAACAGUUUGAUGCAGCUAAAUGAUGAGCAAAAUUGUGCUGUUGUGACCUACAUCCUUGGGUCUUGAAGGUUGGCUGAUUAAAAAAAAUCAACUUGUAGUUAAAUGAUGGAAAACUGAACCCCAUUAUUAAAGGACAGGCUGACUGGAACAAGUUUAAAUCUGAUGCUGUGGGAGUUUAAUUGAGAAAAUAUAGUUCAUACCCCAAAAGAGAAUUGAAAACUUAGACAUGAAAUUGUUUUGAAAAAGUAUGGCAACUUUCAUUAUUGAUGUUGAUUGUUUGCAGUUAUUCAGCCCCUCUUUAUGUUGACAUCACAAAAACAAUGAUUAGAGAAGAUGACGAACCUCAAGUCACCCAACAUAGUAAAAUGUUCAUUGGAAAAAUACCAAUCAUGUUGCGAUCCACUUACUGCCUCUUGAGUGGUUUGACAGAUCGUGACUUGACAGAACUUAAUGAGUGUCCUCUUGACCCUGGAGGCUACUUCAUUAUUAAUGGAUCUGAAAAAGUGUUGAUUGCCCAAGAGAAAAUGGCUACAAAUACAGUAUAUGUAUUCUCCAAGAAGGAUUCAAAAUAUUCAUUUACCGCAGAGAUUAGAUCAUGCUUGGAGCAUUCUUCAAGACCAACAAGCACCAUGUGGGUGUCCAUGUUAGCCAAGGGAAGUCAAGGAGGUCGCAAAAGUGCUAUUGGCCAGAGGAUUGUUGGUUCUUUACCGUAUAUCAGACAAGAAAUCCCCAUUAUGAUUGUAUUCAGAGCUCUGGGUUUUGUUGCUGAUCGGGAUAUUCUAGAGCAUAUCAUUUAUGACUUUGAUGAUCCUGAAAUGAUGGAAAUGGUGAGAAUUGAGUCAAAGAUUAAUUUUAUUGGCAGUUUGAAGUGUUGAUAUCCAAAUUUAAACAUAUACCUUGGAAAUAUAUGUGAAACUUAUAAGAUGUAUCAAAAUGCUCUUUGUAAUCUUAUAACUUUAAUACACAUGCCACCUGCCUGUAAAUGUAUGUUCUGAUAUAUCCAAAGCUAAACAAUUGUCCAAGAUAGAAGUCUGCAUUAACAAGGAGUACAUGUUUAUGUAGAGGGUUACCUUGAGCCACUGCCAGGCCAUUUGAAGAUGAUUCAUACAGGAAAUGUAUGUUGUUUUUCUUGCUGAAAAAAUGUUAUUGAUGACAAGGAUCUCUCUCAUGUUUCAGUACACUACAGGACCUACUGCGCCUCUUUGAUGUGUGGUUGGUGUAACAUGUGUGGUUUUGGAAACCAGUUUCAUUUUCUUUUUGCAUUGUGUAGCAAAAUCAAACUGGUAUAAAAAAGUUCAAACCAAGAAAAAAUUGAAAAAAUUCUCAUCUGAAUCUCUAGGUAAAACCAUCUUUAGAUGAGGCAUUUGUAAUUCAAGAACAGAAUGUGGCUUUGAACUUUAUUGGUUCUCGUGGUGCCAAACCUGGUGUUACAAAGGAGAGGCGUAUCAAAUAUGCCAAGGAAAUCCUUCAGAAGGAAAUGCUCCCUCAUGUUGGUGUUAGUGAUUUUUGUGAAACCAAGAAAGCUUACUUCCUGGGGUAAGCCAAUUUUUUUCUUUAGCUAACUUGAUUCAUUUUGUUUCAAGGUUUGCUUACAUUUCCUGUUUAAUCUGUGGAGAAAAAAAUCAAGUCAAAAAUCAAAUUUGGAAUAAAGAAUUUUCAAAAUUUACUUAACUAAAAUUCAAGCUGUACCAGAAGAAAGCACAUAACCUUUAUCUGAUUCAAAGCUUUUUGAGAGAAAAAGAUUUGGAUAACUUUGUUGGAAGAACUAACCUUUUUCAUGUGAAAGUGAGUUGCUUAUUUUUGUGUGUUGACUCACUUUAUUUGAGUGAUGAUAUACCACUUAUUUUGCAUUUCGUAGAGCAAGCACUGUUUGUGUGAUAUUUGCUCAUAAAAGAAUGGACUACUUGUAAGUCUUUUACACAAGUGGCCUUAACACAAAAGGUGAUCGCCAUUGUGGACAUCUCAUAAAUUCCAAAAAGGGAAUGGUCUGAUGAUGACAGUGAUAGGAUUGUUUUCCUUACAGAUACAUGGUUCAUAGGCUACUGUUGGCAGCACUUGGUCGUAGGGAACUGGAUGAUCGGGAUCAUUACGGGAAUAAACGGCUUGACCUUGCAGGGCCACUGCUUGCUUUUCUCUUCAGAGGGUAAGAUUAUUGUAUAAGCAUGUAAAUUGGAAAUGUUUAGAUUUACCGUAGGUUUGUUUAUUGAAUGUUCUUGUGGGUCAUGAAAUAUCAGGAUAGACUUGGAAUUUGCAUGCGAGUCUUUGAAAGUCAUGGGACAUAGCUUGAAUAUGAUAUUUUUAGUACAACAAAGUAAAACCCUUCCACUACUAGAUAAUUUUCAUGUUAUUUUGGAAUCAACUUCUAAACUUUUGGACUAGUUAAAAAAUGAAAGGUUUCUUAAAGUAAUUUGGAAGUAUGUAAUUGUAAAGAGCAACAAACCCUAAAAAUUUAUGUUUAAGUUUAAUUUUUCAUUCCCACAUUCUGUAAUGCACACAGUGUAGCUGUUACAAUUUUGGUUUCUUUUCAUUCUUUUCAAUUUUCAUUUAUUAUUCAGUUUGUAAGUUGUAAGCCAUAAUUAUAGGUAUUGGUCUUAGCACUAGUCUUGCAGUUCACACUCGUGGCUUGUGAUCAAGAACAGAUAACUGUAUUUGGGAAAGGGCAAAAAGGUUUUACAAGCAUGAGUUUUCUUCAGUCAUAACACAUUUAGGUCCUCAGUGUAAAAUAUUAAAAUAAUGUACUCUUUCUCAUUUUAUUUUUAGACUCUUCAGAAAUCUCAUGAAAGAAGUCAGAAUGUAUGCCCAGAAGUUUAUUGAUAGAGGAAAGGUAAUCAUGUAAUGCAAAUAAAUCCAUUGCUAGAGGAUUAUGCUUUUGCCUUAAACCAAUGAAAUGUCAUCACUUAUCCAGUCUAACAAGUGCUUGCCAGAAAGUAUUGGAAGAUUUGGAACUACAUUUAUCUAUCUCUAUGACCUACUCCUUUUUCCACCAGCCACCUUUGUGGUGUUAAUGAAAAGCUUUGCAGUUGUGCUAAUGGCACUUCAUUUUGCAGGACUUCAACAUUGAACUAGCUCUGAAACCUAAAGUGAUCACAGAUGGUCUGAGAUACUCUCUGGCCACUGGAAACUGGGGUGACCAGAAGAAAGCUCAUCAGUCCCGUGCAGGGGUGUCUCAGGUGCUCAGUAGACUGACCUUUGCCUCCACAUUAUCCCACUUGCGUCGUCUAAACUCACCCAUUGGUCGAGAAGGUAAGCUUGCACGUCCACGGCAGCUCCAUAACACCCACUGGGGGAUGAUAUGCCCAGCAGAAACCCCUGAAGGUCAUGCUGUUGGACUGGUGAAGAACUUGGCUUUGAUGGCUUAUAUUUCUGUUGGUUCCCAACCAAGUCCUAUCUUGGAGUUCUUGGAGGAAUGGACCAUGGAGAAUUUGGAAGAAAUAACCCCAUCUGCUAUUAGCAAGUGAGAAUUGCAGAUAUUUCUGAAAAUAUACAGUAUAUCUGAUAUUGAAUUCUGCAGGGUAACCUUUCGGUCUAGGCAAAGUAGCCCCCUGCAUUGAGUCCAUUCUUCUAACCAAACUCUAGGGAGUUCGGUUCUUUCACUUCUCUUCCAAAAGUCCAUGUAUCUUGUAACCAAACUCCAUGGAGUUAGGGUUUUUCUCUUCUCUUAAGCAAUAAAAGGGGAGAUUGUUUCAGGACUUAGAGUUGCUUUAGAUGCUAAGGAAAUAGGUGGAGUUGGAAACUUUAAUUUUUGUUAAAACUUCUUCUUCAUAGUGCAACCAAGAUUUUUGUGAAUGGAUGUUGGGUAGGAAUUCAUCGAGAUCCAGAUCAGCUCAUGAGCACAUUAAGGAAGUUGAGGAGGCAGAUGGACAUCAUUGUGUCUGAGGUAAUGCCUGAUGAUGGGCUGUUGAUGGCAAAAAUGUAUUUAUGAAUAAUUAUAAAUGUUAGUCUUCCAAACUGACAGAGAAAAAAAGGUAAAUGUGAAAAAUUUACAAAACAUUUUACCACCAAGGAAGAUUCCGUUCUGUCAGAAGGAGGCAGCAUUGCAUGCAAGAAUGUCACUGUGACUGCUGCUCAAUUUUCAGGUGUCAAUGGUGAGAGACUUCAGAGAACGAGAAAUUAGAAUUUACACAGAUGCUGGUAGGAUUUGUCGUCCGUUGUUGAUUGUUGAAAACCAAAAAUUGUUGCUGAAGAAACACCACAUCGAUCAGUUAAAGGAGAGAGAGUACAAUGAGUACAGGUGAGGUAUUGUUAAAUGAUAUAAUUUAAUUUAAACAAAAUCUUUAUAACAUUCACUUUUUACCUCUAUUGCCAUCCUAAAGUAAUUUUUUUCACCAUGCAGGGCGUGAAAUUGCACCUAAUACAGGCGCCAAUGCGACUAAAUUUUUCACUUUGGCGACCAAAUCCUGAAAGUUAGUCGCCAAAUUGGCGACUACAACGUUUCAUCAUAACCUUACCAAGAGAUAUAGUGAAUUAAAUAAAUUUGCAAAGAUAAAUCCGCGGCAAACUUCCUCAUUUAGUUUGUUUCCAAAACAUAGCACAUGCAUCUCGAUCGAUAACUAGACGCCAUCUUGGAUUUAGAUGAGCCUGAACGUUGUAUAUCAUACAUCCUAGUGUCCACUUUGUAGCACGUUAAAGAUCUUUUCCCUAACUUAAUUUUGGAGGGUCUAUCUAGAACGCUGACAGCGUGGCUAUCAGAAAAAAAAGUUAAUUUCACGCCCUGCCAUGUAUUGGAGAGACAAACUUAUAUCCUUAUUCAUACCAAAGCUUAAACAUGUUUUAUAGCAGUUUUGUUAAACACAGAUGACCCUUAAACUCCAAAGAUCUGAUUGUUAAUUCUCCCCUCCAACUGACAUGCAAUUCUUUGUAAAUAUAAGUCAUGAGAAUUUGGUGUUAGAUCAAGAUUAAAACUUCUUCCUGAUAAGUUUGAGUAUUCUCAUUACCUGGUGGCUGGAUAAUGUAUGGAUUUUAUAGGGAGAAAUUACUGGUUAAUUGCUUCUAGGAGUUAAAGGGUUAACAAUAUUUUUCUUCAUAGAAGCUCUUUUAGCUAAUGUUUGUUGACUUCAAAUGUAGCACAUUGAAAAUACAAGUUUGUUAUUACUCGAAUCCUUUGGAAAUCCUCACUUUUUCAGUUCUUUGUCUCUGAUUUUCAUUCACUUAAAUCUUUGUUUAACUAAACAUAUUUUGCUGUUGUGAAUGGGAUAUAAGCCAGGUUUUUAAGAACAUGCAGUCGUCAUGAAACUGCACUGAGAAUAGUAGAAUAGUGAAGUCUGGAGUGCUGUCUGUCUAGCUUGGAACAAGUACACUGAAACUGAUUAUCAAAUUGGCCACACAGAUGUUGAUUUGUUUGCAUGUCACUAGUAUAUGGUAAUUACUUCAAAGUAGACACUCAAAAUUAUAAACUACUGAAAAAGAGAACCACAACAUGUACAUUGAUACUUACAUGUGACACGAGGAGAAGGGGGAUGGGUGGCCUGUGACAACUAUACAUACACAAUUUAGUUCCUUUUUGGGGCAUCAUUUUUUUGUGUAAAAAGAAAAUAGAUUUCAUGACUUUUUGCAGCUGGCAAGACUUGGUGGCAGGUGGAAUUGUAGAGUAUAUUGAUGUAAAUGAAGAAGAGACAGUGAUGGUAGCCAUGACUCCUGAUGAAUUGGUAGAGAAAGGCCAGGCUUACUGUUCAACAUACACUCACUGUGAAAUUCAUCCUGCCAUGAUCCUGGGAGUGUGCGCCUCUAUUAUUCCAUUUCCAGAUCACAAUCAGGUAUUUUUAAUUCCUAAUAUUGUAUGUAUACAACCAUAUGCAUGUAUUUUCACUGUACCUCUAGUGUGGUUGUAUAGUUUCCUUUUAAUCCAAUACUUCAGAACUUCAAACUCAAAGAAAAAAAAAAGUAGUUUACUCAAGGCCACAUUAAAAAAAACUACCACUUAAUAAAAAAUACUGGUAUGUAUAACAUAAAAUAUUUAAUAGUUACUUGUUUUGAAAACUUUUUCUGCAAAAUUUAAGAGAUCCUUUUAAGAAACUGUCUACCCAACUUACCAGUAGCAUUUGUUGCCACCUUGUGGUUUUAUGAAAGUAAGAUGCCAUUGGUAUCAGCAAAAAAUGCCAUCCUAUGUGUAGUUUUAGGCAAGUUUUUUGUAUAUACAGAAUGGAAAAUGGCAACUUGGUGUAAAGAAAAUAAAAAGGAUGGCCUUUAAACCACCGCACCUAAACAUCAAUAUUCAUAUUCUCUGUACUCUUCUCUUUACAUUUCCUAUGGUAUGGAUGGAGAGAAUUUGUUUAACUAUCAAGGGUGACAAUUUAUGGAGAACCUAUCACCUAGGCACCCUUGGGGUUUUAAAUGGUUAAUUAAGGUGAUUCCUCAGGAAAAAAGUUAUCAAACAAUUUUUUUCAAAUUUUCCUUAAAUGUUGCCAACCAAUUUCUGUUUCAAAAAAUACAAUAAAAAAGAAAGUCACCAUGCUUGUUUUAGAAAUAUGAUGGGCUGAUCUUAACCCAUUUAUGCCUCUACUGGCACCAAUUACAUGUGUCAUUUCAUUGGUCAUGGUGCAAUUUGAGGUUGUUGGAAGCAAUAGUUUUUAAAGUACAUGUAACAAUUAAAAAAAGUUUGAAAGGUAGGAAGUCACAAGCAUUUAGAAAAAAAUGGAUAUUAUAUACAUGUAAUUUGUGGAAAAAUCACUCAAAAUGUUCCUCAAGUCAUUCAUUCAUGGUCAUGAUUUGUAUCCUUGAGUAACAGGCUUCAUGCAGGCCUUUAGCUAUAACUUUUUUUCCCUUUCAUAAUUUUUUUUUAAUUUCUCCAAUUUAAACAAGAUAAUUUGCACACCAAAAUUUGCCUUAAUAAAUAAAGGUCACCUUGCUUGUUCAAGAGCUAAAGACCUUCGAAAAUCAAUACAGUGUUCUUGGAAUACACAUAUGCUUAUUGCCUGAUUACAUUGUUUUUGCGUACUGUACUGGAAAUGCAAUACAAUACUGAGGAAUCACCUAAAACAUCAUAUCUUAAGUGGCUAUCCAUUCCUGUCUUCCAAGUAAUAGGGUAAACUUUAGUCUUAUGAGUCUUUACUCCCUGCAUCCUCUUAAACAUAACUUUUGUACUUGUUGACAGUCUCCUCGUAAUACCUAUCAGUCUGCUAUGGGUAAACAAGCCAUGGGUGUGUACAUCACUAACUUCCAUGUGCGUAUGGACACAUUGGCUCAUGUGUUGUACUACCCUCAGAAACCUUUGGUCACCACUCGUUCUAUGGAGUAUCUCAGAUUCAGAGAACUGCCUGCAGGUAAAUGAAAUUAAUUUGUAUAUAAGCACAGUUUGGGGACUACAAAUUUGGCUUUCAAGUUGACUUGUAUAAAAUUUUCUAUUUGCUGAAAGUGAAGUUUGGAAGAAAGGCAUGAAAACUUGUGCGUGGAAUGUAAGAUUUAAACCUUAGAGUACCAGUUAUUCAUGAACAUGUAACAUCUUGGCAACCCUUUAACUCCCAGGAGUGACCAAUUAAGCAAUGUUGGCCUGCAAUUAAUUAAGUUGUCAAGCAGAAAGGUGGCAAGAAGAAAGUAAAGUGUCAUUAUUUGGGACUUUGUUGUAGUAAUAUAAUGAAAUCUCAGAGAUGAGGUUUGUAAGAAAUGUUUGGCUAGCAGAAAGGGGAAUUGACAAUGAGUUUUUGGGAGGGGAGAGCUGUUACUAGUCUAGAGUCAUCUGGCUUGAUUGUCAGUGUUCAAGACUGUAAGUCAGUUCUAAGUUAAAUGAUGUUUAAAGGCUUCCUCCCUUAACAAAUUAAUGAAGACUUGACUGGUCUGCUCAUCCAAUUGUUCAUCAAGAAAGCUCCAUAAUUCUCUCAUCUUAUUUUCAAACUUUGCUGUCUCUUUUCUUUUCUUUAAGGAAUCAAUGCUAUAGCAGCAAUUGCAUCAUACACAGGAUACAAUCAAGAAGAUUCAGUCAUCAUGAAUGCUUCAGCUAUUGAUAGAGGGCUUUACAGGUGAAGAACAAAACAACUCUUGUUUAAAUUCUACAACCAAGUGCAAUGUUUUUUUGUGGCCGACAAAUUUUGUAAUGGCACAUUUAGGUGAAACAUUAUCUUCAAGCUAAAACAUCCCUCAUUUACAGCUCAAUUUCUCAUUGGACAAAGUUUAGGUUAACCCUUUAAAUUCCUUUAGUGACCAAGACAAAAUUUCUCCUUACAAUAUCAAUACUUCAUCAAGCAGAAAAGGGAAUAAGAAUAAAGAAAAAUAUCAACUUGGGAAUUAUUAAUUGAUCCAAUACCUAAUUGUUGGAACUAACAUAAUGAGAAUCGCACGGAAAGCAAUAAAGAACUUUGCUAGUUAGAUCUUGGGAGUAACAGGGUUAAAACGUAUAUACUAUUUGUAAAGUGACUUAAGUCAGUUAAAACUCACAGAAAUGUUAUAAUGUUUCCCAUUGGUGUUCAUGAAACAUUUUGGUCUAAGUCAAGUGGUUAUUAAACAGUGAUGGUUUGAACUUUGCCAGGUCUGUGUUUUACCGCUCAUACCGAGAUCAAGAAUCCAAGAGAGGAAUGGACCAAGAAGAAACGUUUGAAAAACCAACCAGAGAGACAUGUCAAGGUAAGUUGCUUUUUCAUAAUUACUAUGAUAACUAUAACCAUUCAGGUUUUCAUGAGUCGUUUGUUGGCCUUAGCUUCAGAAGUGCAGAUGCUAAUCACUGGGAUCCUCUUUUUUUGUUAGUUAGCGAAUUAAUUAGCCCUCAGCUCCCCUCGGAGCAUGGGCCAUCAACAAUGUCCCUUCUCCACCUCAUCCUAACCUGAGCUAAUCCUAACCUGAGCUAACCCUAACCUGGGCUUUUUUUUUUUUUUUUUUUUUUUUUUGGCAUCCUCUUUUCCGCUUGUCCUGGGCAUUCCAUUUUUUUUGUCAUAAAGUGCUACAAAUGAUUGUCAUUUCUGGGCAAAAAAAAAUUACAAAUCCUUUUCUUUGAUCUUUAGAUUGAGAUGUUUAGAUACUCGAUUUACUAUUUAUUUUUGCAUGGGUUACAAACGCCUCCAAAACCUAACCUAGUUUGAGUGUGUUUAUUCCCUUUUUCUUUACUGGCAACAAUAGCAGCUAUUUAUUCUACCAUGAAUAAUGUGAUAACAUUUAAGAUAUACAAUUCAGAAAAAUGUCAUUAGAGAUGUAAGAUAAUUAUGAAGAGCAUUACUGUUCACGUGCUACGGACAGGCAGACAAAUCUCGGUUUCAUCCACUUAGUUGAUAAUGCAAAAUAGCCACUGUGGAGAGUUUCUUAAGCUGGCGAUUCGAGAGUUAGCCGUUCGACAGAGCUCUUUGUUGCCCCUUCGCUCUGAUGAAGGGUAAACAGUUUAAAUUUCAACUUCAGAAACUCUCCUCAGAGGCAAGUUUACAUUAUCAACUCAGUUGAUAAAACCAAAGUAUCCUGUAAUACACCGACACAGCACCACAGUUUCUUUUGAAAAUUACCCCCGUUAAACAAACAGUUUUCCUUUUCAGGUAUGAGGAAUGCAACUUAUGAUAAACUUGACGAUGAUGGCCUCAUAGCGCCUGGUACUAGAGUUAGUGGUGAUGAUGUCAUUGUAGGAAAGACCAUCACUCUGCCAGAAAAUGAUGAUGAGGUACAUAGAUUUUACCGGAUGUUAUAUAUUUGAAACAAAUUUGGCGGCCCGUGGCUUGUUCUUAGUGCAACUGGGUACUAUAAUGUUACAAUAGACAGUGUCACUGGCUUCUCUCUUCAAAGGCUAAGAUUCAAUGUUUUUCUACAGCUGGAAGGAACAACUCGGAGGUUUAGCAAGAAAGACUCUAGCACAUUCUUGCGUCCAAGUGAGACAGGGAUUGUGGAUCAGGUUAGUUUUUUUUUCUUUUUUAUUUCUCUUGGUUGCGGAUCAGGAAUAGUCUCUUGUGCUUGUGUUUCUUGGUGCAGGUGUUGCUAAUGAUGUUUUUCUGGCUUUCAUUACUUCAAGGUAAUGGUCACCAUUAACCAGGAAGGUUACAAGUUUACUAAGAUUAAGGUAUGAUUGGAAUUGAUUAAAUUAACAACUACACAUAGAAACUUGAAUGGUUUUGGAUUACUUAGUAACGGUAACACUAGCAAUCUGUUCUUGAGGGGGGGAAAAUCUUGCUUAGCUGCAUUAUUGACAUUUAAACUGUGUUUGCGCAGUAAAGUAACUUACCAGCAAAGUUCUUCAAAGUAACAGACAGAUUGUUUUACAUUGUCAGGUUCGCUCUGUUCGUGUUCCCCAAAUCGGAGACAAGUUUGCCAGUAGGCAUGGUCAGAAGGGAACUUGUGGAAUAACGUAUCGUCAAGAGGUAAGCAAAUUCGUGUUUGCGGAGAUUGUGUACCUUGCCUUUAUUUGUAGCUUUUUCAAAUCAGUAUGAGAUAUGGAAAGGACUAUUACUAAAAUUUAAUUGUUGAUGCUAAUGAUCUGUGUUAUUUUUGUUUGUUUGUUUUUUUUUUAUCAGGACAUGCCAUUUACGUGUGAAGGGAUCACUCCUGAUGUGAUAAUCAACCCUCAUGCCAUUCCCAGCCGUAUGACAAUCGGUCACUUGAUCGAGUGUCUGCAAGGAAAGGUAACAGACCACAAUUUGUGUUCUCUCUCUCGAUUUCUCUCAUUCGUUAUGAGUGAACUGGAAAAGAAGGGGUUGGUGUAAAUUGUGACUUCUCACCCGGUGUUUUUUCUAUUUAAUACACCCUACAGUCUUCCAUCAAGUUUCUAUUCUAGGCCAGACCUAUGCACCUACCAUGUACCCGUAGUUCGAACAUGCAUCUCUUUAGUCCUACUUGUUUCCUCCUAGAAAGACUUUGCAUACUCUGAUAAUCAUGUCGACGUCCUUGUAUCCCGAACAGUAGCCUUGUUAAUUUGAUAUAAACAUGUUUGUAGUUUUGGAUCCAUCGCUUGAUUAACGCUGUCUAAUGACGAUUGACAGGUGUCAGCUAACAAAGGAGAGAUAGGUGAUGCCACACCCUUCAAUGACGCUGUGAACGUCCAGAAAGUUUCUCAACUGCUCAACGACUAUGGAUACCAUCUGAGAGGCAAUGAGGUACGGGUCACAAAACGAUGAGCUUAAAACCACAACGGUUUGAUUUUUCUCCUUACGAGCGCUUUUUGACGAUUUUCCAAGUCCGAAGUAUUCAUAAAAACAGCUGCUCUGAAUUCAAAGUGAUAACAAGGAAACUCCCUAAAGUGCAUUUCUUCCGGUAAUGCUGCAGGGAGUUUGUACUCAGCUCUUGGCGUAUGUUUGUAUUUUUGCGCAGUUAGGAAUAGUGAAUGGCUACCUUUUCUUGAGAAGUGACUUAAAGAACGGUACAACGCAAUUAUCUUGUUUUGCUGGUUAUAGGUCUUAUACAAUGGCUUUACUGGGCGAAAGUUGAACGCGCAAGUAUUCUUGGGUCCAACGUACUAUCAGCGCUUGAAGCACAUGGUGGACGAUAAGAUCCACUCUCGGGCCAGAGGUCCAGUCCAGAUUCUUACUCGACAGCCUAUGGAAGGACGAUCACGGUGAGUGUCAAAUUACAACCUCAGGGGGUGGGUAGAGAACAUUUUGUGUCUACCAUGUUUAUGGUGUUAACAUUCAUUUACAAACAGUUUUGAUAUUGUUAUACUUAUUUACAAACGGUAAAUAUUAGCUAAAACCCAAUCUAAGUUUUCAAUCUUUGGUUGUAUCAAGGUGAAGAGAAGGCGAUAAUCUCUCUCCAAAAUCGUUUUUUUGGACGUCGAAACAACCUUUCGCCAGGUUUUUCUAGCAAGUUGCAAUUUUUGCCCGUGGCGAUCCCAGAAAUCUUUGCGCAAACACAAGAAUCCCAUUACUGGCAACUCAUUUAUGGCUAAAUUACCCGUAGAAUCAUGCUGAGCUUGCAGAUGUUCCAUGGAGAUGGGCAGGGAAGGCAGCAAGUGUCCCAACAAAUUGUGUAUAGGAGUAUUGGUCUCACGUUUCUUUCCCCUUUCAUUCUCUGCUAUCUCUUGAGCAAUUCCCAGUUCCUUAAAAAACUGUUAGUUCGUUCAAUACCCCUUUUUCCCCAACGGAAAACCGAGUAUUCCAUUCUCCAGUUGUAAUAAUUAUUAGUUUCAUAUUGCUUGCUUUUCAGUGACGGUGGUCUCCGUUUCGGUGAGAUGGAACGUGACUGUAUGAUUGCACACGGCGCUGCACAGUUCCUGAAUGAACGACUGUUUGAAGUGUCUGAUCCAUAUAGCUGUCACGUGUGUAACUUGUGUGGAUUGAUCGCCAUAGCGAACUUGCGCAAUAACACCUUUGAAUGUAGAGGUUGUAAGAACAAGACGCAGGUAAUUGAACUAAUCUUGUGGGUGUGUAAUGUAAAGCCCUGCUCACACGGAACUUAAUCCAGCUCUGUACAACUUCAGGUUAUCUGAAAGUUGCUGGUAUCUUUUUCCAACCCUUCACCAAUGUCCCCUAACUUUUCCUGUUUUUGAGCGAUUGAACGACAGCCCGGCUACAGAAAAUUGCUGAAAAAAAUCGUUCGCCAUAUAAGUUAGAAAUGGCCUCUCUGUGUUAUGGUCUUUCCGGUGGCAAGAAGCCAACUCAUUGUUUUUUUAAGUAUAUAUCUUACUGGGCAUUGUAUUUUACGUUUGGUGGUAAUAUACUGAUUUAUUGUUGGUUAAGAGUCACUCUAAAAUUAUCAUAAAGGAUUCUGGGAUAGUACAUUUGGCGUAAACCAUUUUGACCUUGAAACUUGAAUAGUAUCUUAUGGAUAGAACAUUUAUUGAGGCUAAAGAUCCAAACUUGUUUUCCGUUUCAGGUGUCCCGUAUUCGUAUGCCCUACGCGGCAAAGCUUCUUUUCCAAGAGCUUAUGUCCAUGAGCAUUGCUCCCAGAAUGAUGGUGUGUGAUCCAGUUAAAUGAGCUACGCUCAUCCUGGCUCCUCACACUGUGAUUUGUGCAUCAAGUUGUCAUUCUGUUGAUGUUUAACGUAAGCUUCCUUAAAUAAGUCAGUCUGAACAUGAUUUAUGCAACUUAGUUGCCGAGAAUGAGAAGUUCGGUAGAGCUAACCACUUUGGCAAGCUUGUAAUGUAGCUUACUAACUGGAGCGUUACGGUAUACUUGACCCCCAAUGUAAACUAAAAUCCUGCAUUCCCUGUGGGUUGGUAAACCUUGAGUAACAUGUGCACCCCGCCCCCCAUAUGGAACGUUUCCUGGUUUGUCCCAAGGGAGGAGAAGGAUCCUCAGGGUGAAUGUGAACCCCGGUCGGUAAAAAAUAGUAAUAAUUUAAAACAACUUGAAUUCUGACGUGUAUUUAGUAAGACACGAAAUGGCAUUUAGGUCCUUCAUGUCAUGUAGGGUCCCCCUGACAUACCCAGAACAGUGGCUUCCUUUCUGCGCAAGCUUCCACCUGAUAAACACUCUAUACAUGCGCUCCUUGAAAUUCUGCUGACACCCUUUGAGCUUUACGAGAAACCUCUCAUAGCUGUCCGGUUUCAGUGUGGGAACGUUUAAAAAUAAUCGCGCAAACCCGAACUCCUUGUAUGUGACUAGCAACUCUUCCUUACAAACCAAGAUUAUUUAGGGCAAUAUCCCUUUCCGUUGAUAGUUCUAUUGAGUCUCUUCACUGUUUCCUCUAGCAACCUACUGAUAUCGUAAAGAGGUAAAGAGAAGGUACAUGUUUAUCACUUUCGUAACACUCGUUACUCUGAUACUAGUAGAAAAAGUAAAUUAAAGAGCAACCUCUUGCACUGAUUGAGGAGCGGUUUUCUUUACUCGCUCUUUUCUUUUUUGAUGUAAAUGACUGAAACAAAUCCUGGCUCGUCUCUUUCAACUGGAAACGUUUACAUGAGGUUGUUUUUGUUGUUUUAACGGAAGGUUAAAGGGGAACUGUUAUGAUCGCAUGUAAGAGUUGAAACAACUGUCUAUGCCUUUACGUUAGUGUCUAUUUCAAACCAUUCGACCAGAAGAAAUUUGCUUUGGUAUGAUUUCGUCUGAAUUCCAUCCUUGGGGGAUCUUACGGGACUCACGGCCAUGUUAAGUAGUAUAUAUCUGUAUAGAAAGAUGAACUUGUUUUUUUUGUAUAGAAAAUUAAAGAUGUUUUUUAAAUGAG